Molecule: messenger RNA, 1842 nt
Organism: Tricharina praecox
Lineage: Eukaryota; Fungi; Ascomycota; Pezizomycetes; Pezizales; Pyronemataceae
Exons: 3
Coding region: 1-1842 (613 amino acids)
Biological process (GO): retrograde transport, endosome to Golgi
Molecular function (GO): phosphatidylinositol binding
Source: RefSeq, a predicted model, not a curated record
AUGUGGGAAGACAACAACCCUCUCUCAUAUGAUGAGUCGCCUACGGAGUCGCACUUCCCGGCGUACGAUGAAGAUCCAUCUCCCCCGGCUUCCCGCGACUCCAACGACGACCAUGGACCGCACAACUUCAUUACUCGCGCCAACCGCACUCCUUCCGAGCAUUCUCGGAAGCCUGCCGACGACUCUGACGACGAGGAGGAUGAGGAGUACCGACGGAUGAGGAAGGAGAAGGGUUACAGCUCUCGCGUUGAGCAGAUGCUACUCGAGGACAAGAACGUGCCGAUUGUCAUCGCCGACGCGGGGAAAAAUCACGAGGGCAGUGGAGGGUUCAUCGUCUAUACUAUCUGCACAGGGGACCUUGAAGUUCGCCGGCGAUACUCAGAGUUCGAGUCUCUGCGAAAAAACCUGUCGCUUCUACAUCCUUGCCUUAUUGUCCCGCCAAUUCCGGAGAAGCAUCAGGUUUCGGAUUACGUCGCGGCGCCUACCAGCGCGAAGGAGAACGUCAACAUCAUCGAUCAUCGCAAACGGAUGCUGGGGGUUUUCCUGCAGCGAUGCGCUCGGAUGAAAGAGAUUCGAUAUGAUAGUGUAUUUCAACGCUUCUUGGACCCUAAUGCGAGCUGGAGUGAAGUGAUUAUGUCGCCGCCGAUUUCAACACUCCCCAAGCACCACCUCCGUGCUCCACCUCUUAACCCCUCGGAACCAUCGCAUGCGCAUCAGUUUCUCCCCAUACCAUCCGCCUCAGCCAAACUCAAGCCCAACAAUAGUCCUCCGUCGACUUCUCACGGCAACCCUCCUGGAAACUUUGGCCGCUUCCCACCGCUGAAUCAUAAUCUCGCGGAAUCCGAGCUCGACCCGUACUUUAACAACUACGAGGCCUCUACCAGGGCUUAUGAAGCCCUGCUUACUGGAUCAAUCGAGCGUGUGAACCGUCGCAUCCUGAAGCGACUGCAAGAAUUGUCCUUGGAUUACAAUGAGCUUGGCGCGAGAUAUAACGCGUGGUCACUCUCGGAAUCUGGAGACCUAGUAACUGCCAUCGAGAAGGUUGGACAGGCGGUGGAUAGCACGUACAUUGCGACCGAACAGCUCUCGACUGUUCUCGGAAGUAGCUUCGCCGAGCCUCUGCGCGAGAGUGCACAGUUUGCCGGUGUUGUCCAGAAGGUGCUGAGGUACCGAGUUCUGAAGCGUAUACAGGAAGAUAUGACGCGAGACACGCUUUCGCAGAAACGGUCACUGCUUGAGAGUCUGGAGAAAUCUGAGAAAGAGGCCAAGAGAAUCGAGCAAUAUCUUCACGGUGGUAGCUCUCACGGCUCUCCUAGGACAUCUAGUGAUCGGGAUAGCAGCGGUGGGAGAGAUCCCGAAAUCGAGUCGCUCGAUUCCGCUGAUGAAUCUUCCGAAUUCCCGCCGACGCACGAGAAUACCCGGCCACGCAGAAAGUCCACUGCUGGACGCUCUCCGACUUCAGCAGCUGGUCAUAAGAAGAGCAACUCGUACUCGGCGGCGCCCAGCACCUCCUCUAAUAUCUUUGCUAAAGGUUUCGGGAAGCUGAACUAUGCCAUUCACGGGAUUGUCGAUGUCGAUCCGGAACGGACUCGGCGAGACAAUAUCGGCAAAACACGCGAGUUAAUAGUGCAGCUGGAAGGGGCAGAGAAAGCGGUGGAGAAGGAUGUGGAGGAGGCCGGUAGAGCGGUAUUAAAGGACCUCAGGCGGUUUCAAUCGGAAAAGGUCAAGGAUAUGAAGCAUGUCAUGAGGGAAUACGCAAAGGUGCAGAUCGAGUGGGCGAAGCGCUGUCAGGAAUCGUGGGAGGAUGCAGAAGCCGAAGUGGUGAAGAUCCAGCCCAGAUAG